This is a messenger RNA of Colletotrichum scovillei, 1248 nucleotides long. RefSeq lists its product as uncharacterized. The transcript has a single exon. Bases 367 to 1203 code for a protein of 278 amino acids. The record is from RefSeq and is a predicted model, not a curated record. Lineage: Eukaryota; Fungi; Ascomycota; Sordariomycetes; Glomerellales; Glomerellaceae.
UUAAGAGAAGGCAUACUUAUCGAAGAGAUGCGAUAUGGAAACAUCAGAAAGAUAACGCAGCGGUCCAUCGCGAGUGGGAGGACAGACGCUGAAGCACAAUCAGGAUGCCGAAUCAGUUGAAUUGCUGCCUUGGAGUUUUGGGGAGUGCGCGGUGGUGGGUUCUGUCGCUCUCACCACACGAAGGCUCUGUGGCGCCCUUAGUGCUGACGAGGGUGGAUGGCUUGGCGGCAACUUAUAAACUCGACAGUCUGCCAUAUCUCAACUGCAGCUCAUUAAAAUCAGCUGCAAUCAACAGAACCUUGGAGAUCGACGUUGAGUGCGAGUUUUUGAUUGCGCUCGCUCGUGCCAAGUUAAUCAAACAUUUCCAUGGCCACUCCCGAGGAGAAAGCUCGAGAUGCUGGGCCUCCCAAGGUCUUAGCCGUCGGCAUGCUUCGCACAGGCACGAACUCUCUCGCGGCCGCCCUCUCUGAGCUGGGCUUCAAGCACGUCUUCCACGGUCUGAAUUCCCGGACGAAACCAACGCACUGGGCAUUCUUCGAGCGAGCCGCCGUUGCGACUUGGCCUGAAGUGAACGCAAAGGACCAGAUACCUCCUCCCGCGCCGUUCACUCGAAAAGACUGGGAUGAACUCUUCGGGCCGUACGACGCGGUAACCGACCUGUCUUGUUUCUGGGCAGUGCAGCUGAUCGAUGCCUAUCCCGAUGCCAAGAUCAUUCUCACGGAACGCGACUUUGACAAGUGGUUUCCAAGCUUCGAUAGCCAAGUUAUCCAACCGCUGUUUGGGCCGUGGGUUGACGUAUUUCUCAAGGGUGUGGGCAUGGUAAUUGGUAACAGGGCUGGCUUCGCCAUGCAGAAGACUAUCAGCGGUUUCUUUGGUGGUGCUCGCACAAUCGAGGAGCUGCAUCGACGAGCACCGGAUGUCUUCCGAGAGCAUUCAGAGCGCAUCAAGGCUCAUGUGGCGCCUGAAAGGCUCUUGGUGUAUCGCGUCAGCGAAGAUGGAUGGGAGCCUCUUUGCGAGUUCCUUGAGAAGGACGUGCCCAAAGACAAAGCAUUCCCGAGAGUCAACGACAAGGCUUCUCAUACUGAGUCGGACAGAGUCAUACGCCGAGCAGCUUGGCUCCAGGCUGGCCGGGCGAUUGUGCCGUAUGCCAUCGCCAUCGCGGCUGCGUACCUGGGAAGUGUCUAUUGGAGUCGCUUCGCCUGAAUGUGGCUAUGGCGAAGUGUUAAAUUCAAUGUAGUAUGAAACGAG